Messenger RNA from Thrips palmi, 4631 nucleotides. It is a transcript of the gene Ilk, whose product is annotated as integrin-linked protein kinase. NCBI's taxonomy places the organism in Eukaryota, Metazoa, Arthropoda, Insecta, Thysanoptera, Thripidae. Bases 276 to 1622 code for a protein of 448 amino acids. The transcript is spliced from 10 exons. Gene Ontology annotation, molecular function: protein kinase activity; ATP binding; protein binding. Gene Ontology annotation, cellular component: focal adhesion; stress fiber. The record is from RefSeq and is a predicted model, not a curated record. Gene Ontology annotation, biological process: integrin-mediated signaling pathway; substrate adhesion-dependent cell spreading; cell-matrix adhesion.
CUGAACGUAGCAGGGACUGUUUUUAUAGACUGCAUCAUUUUCAAAAAGUCUUUUUAGAUUUAAAAAACACCUUCAUUUCAUGUGUGAAUGUUGGUACAACUUCACACAGUAGGCGUAAGUGUGUGUGAGUGUAAUGUCAAAGUAGGUUGUCACCAAAUUUCGACAUCCGAUGGAAUGACUGAAAACGUGGAUUGAAGACAACAUUUUAUUCAUCUCGAGAGAGGUGAACUUGCCAGUCGUCCAUCUUCUUAUUCGUUUCAAGUUUUUGGCAAGAAAUGGAGGAUAUCUUUCACUGGUGCCGUGAAGGCAAUGCUAUGCAAGUCCGAGUUUGGUUAGACGACACUGAACAUGAUAUGAAUCAAGGAGAUGAUCAUGGGUUCAGUCCACUUCACUGGGCAGCAAAAGAGGGGCACUAUAAAAUAGCUGAGCUUCUCAUCCAGCGUGGCGCUCGUAUAAAUGCAACAAAUCGUGGCGAUGACACGCCAUUGCAUCUUGCUGCAGCGCAUGGACACAGAGAAAUUGUUCAUAUGCUGUUGCGAAAUAAGGCUGACAUCAAUUUCACAAAUGAACAUGGAAAUUCUCCUCUCCAUUACGCUUGCUUCUGGGGUUAUCAGACUUUGGCAGAGGAACUUGUUGCUCAAGGGGCACUCAUAGCUCUUGCAAAUAAAGAUGGGGACACUCCUCUUGACAAGUCUAGAGGAUCCCUUGCUAAGAGAUUACAUGAAAUGGCUGUUGAAAUGGGACAAGAUUUGAAGAAAAUUACUUUCAAGGAUCAAAGUUGGCUUGGCUUAAAAACUCGCAGCCGCGAUGCCACACUAUCCCGCCACAAAGGCAUAAAUAUUAAGGACCUCCACCUUCAGAUUCAGAUUGCAACAACCCCAUCAGGAGUUACAUGGAGAGGCCGUUGGCAAAAAAAUGAUAUUGUUGCCAAGAUUCUAUCUGUGCGUGAUUGCAAUGCUCGAGUUUCUAGAGAUUUUAAUGAAGAAUUUCCGAAACUCCGAAUUUUCUCCCAUCCGAAUGUUAUGCCUGUAAUUGGAUGUUGCAACUCUCCACCCAACCUGGUUGUCAUUAAUCAGCACAUGCCUUGGGGAUCAUUGUACACCCUCCUACAUGAAGGCACUGGUGUUGUCGUGGACACUGCUGCUGCUCUCCGCUUAGCAGUUGAUGUUGCACGUGGCAUGGCAUUCUUGCACAGUUUAGAACGCAUCAUACCUCAAUACCAUUUGAACAGCAGGCACGUUAUGAUUGAUGAAGACCUCACAGCAAGAAUAAAUAUGGCAGAUGCUAAGUUUUCAUUCCAAGAAAAAGGACGCAUUUAUCAACCAGCUUGGAUGUCACCAGAAGCUCUCCAGAAAAAGCCCAAGGAACGAAAUUGGGAGGCUUGUGACAUGUGGAGCUUUGCUGUUCUUCUAUGGGAACUUGCUACUCGUGAGGUGCCAUUUGCUGAUCUAUCACCCAUGGAAACUGGCAUGAAGAUUGCUUUGGAAGGACUGCGCAUCAGCAUCCCACCCGGAAUUUCACAGCAUAUGGCCAAAAUGAUCCGCAUCUGUAUGAAUGAAGACCCUGGUAAACGGCCCACAUUUGAUAUGGUUCUCCCUAUUCUGGAGAAAAUGAAACGAUGAAAACGUUUAUGUUUGUUUUGUCAUUUUCUAUUCAAUUUUCUUGCCAUAAUUUGUUGUAAAAUCGCUCAUUUUUCACCACUUCAUGAAUGGUGAGGGUACUGCAAGUUUCUUCACCUUUCUCUUGAUGUACAGUAAUAUUAUUUCUUUUCUGUAAUGUUAAUUUGAAUGACACUGCAGAAUCAACAUAAAAGUUGAUUCAAAACUUUGUUUUGUUAAUGUAUGCAUUUGACUAAAGAAAUAUUUACAAUUCAUAGAGUGUCACUCAGCUUGGCAUGAAUGUAUUGAAUAACUGUUGGUGUGUGCGUGUGUGUGUGUGAGUGCUGUGUGUUUCUGUCAGUCUGUCUGUACGUGAAUACAUCUUCAUUUAGAUUCAAUAACUGUUUGGUUUUCGUUCACUGGCAGCUGGAUCAAUUAUCCUUACUGGUUUUCUAUCUUUGGUUAUUGUUUUAACCACUUUUUUAACAUCUUAUUGAACAAUGUCUAUCCAGUUCAUUCCUUUUAACUGAGUUCCUUUUAUAAAAAUUUUGCAUCUGGUUUGUGGCUUGAACUUAUACAUGAACAUCCUCAUGCAUUAUUAAAUACUGUAACUAUUGUUGUUGUUUGAUCUAAUAUUUUAUUUUGUUUAUAGUAUCUAUUUUUAAAGAAAACUGUCAAAUUGAUAACAAUUUGUUAACUAUUGUAACUAACAAUGUGUUUACUUAACAAUUUUGUUGCAUAGAUGGUAUAACUAUUUUCAGUGUCAAUUUAUGUUUGUCUAUUUCUUUUCCUAUAGCAAUUGUGGAUGAGUUAAUAGUCAUUUUUGUUAUUUGGAUGUGUGCGGUUUGACGUCCUUCUGCACCAACCAAUUUAAGCUUGACUGAUAAUGGAUCAUUGGCUUCUUAAGAUUUUUGUUUUAGAGAUUGAACAAUCCUCUGCAAGGUAGUGCAGUACUUCGUUUGUUUGUUUUUUUCUCUUUGCAUCCUUGCUUGAACAUAAUUGUGAUUAACUAAACUUCAUAAAAGACUUGUAAAAAACUGUGACCCUAAUAACCAUGUAUUUUUGAUAAUAUUCUGCCCAAUUACUGCAUCAGCUCCAUAAGCAGCUUUGUGUUCUUUCAAUUUUGUACACCACUUGUACUUGUCCCCAAUCUUGACCUUCAAUUGACCUUUUGUGUCAAGUUGACGUUAUUUUGACACAAAAAUGACUGUCCUUCCACCCCAAUGAGUAGGUGUCACUAUGGGGCCAGUUUGAAUUUGGAACAGUCACUCCUCAUUAUGGAGUCUUUUCCUUGACGUUGCAACUCAGGCCAAGGUCACUCAUUCAUUUAGAGUUUCCAUGUAUUAGCUCUAAAUGUGGAACUGCUUCAAUAAUUAUGUGUGACUGCUUUUGUACUUAUGAUUUGUAUAUAGUUGUAAGCUUGACUGCUGUGAAUUGGUGCUUGUUUGUUAAUAUUUUAAAGGAGAUAAUUAUGUAUUUUGAUAGAUCUGAUGUAUUCCCUUUUGAAUACUAUUUUGUACAAACAGUUUAAGCCGUAGCUCUUAAGCUGUUUUGUACUAUUGUACAUGUACUUAGUUUGAAAUAACCAUGUCAUAGUGAUUCGUAUCACUGUAUUAUACAGAAGUACAACAUGCUUUAGUGGACCAAAGGAAGUGUAAUAUUUGUCCAUGGAUGUUAACUUUCUGACUUCAGCACAAUUGCUUUUACUUGUAAAUUCUUUUAAUAAUUUAAACUUGUUUAAUGAACUGAGGAAUAAUCAUAAAUGAAUUGCUUGCUGGGCACAAAAAGUGUACUGCUGAGUCACUCUUAAUAACUGUUGUAAGCAAAAUUUAAGGAUCAGUUUUUAUACCUGUUUUUUGAUACAUGUAUUGCUGUUGGUGGCAGAUCCAGAAAUGGCCUGAGAAGUAGGGGGAAUAAAAGGGAGCUGUCUGCCUUCCCUCUUGGCAGCUCAUUCAUUUGAGGCGCCGGCUCCUCUGGCUUGUCGCCCCACCCUUGCCUGUGGAUUGGCGACUGAUUGGUAUUAGUGUCUCUUUUAAAAAACAAUUUGUGCCUUUCAUCGUAUUUUCAUAGACAGACAUAGUAAUUGUGGAUGUAGUGUGAGUCUGAGCUGAACUCUUUAAAUAUUUUUACCAAAAGUCAAGUGGUCAGUUUGCUUCCAUACCUAGAGACUGUUAGAAACUUGCCUAGAUUGAGGCUUCUUUAGUGCUCUCUUAUCUUUCAAUAUUCAGUGCUCUACAAGUGCCCACUCCCUUACCAACUUUGAUUUCAGUACCAAGUUUGUUUGAUUUUGAUCAUUUUAAUCAUUGUCCAGUAUUACCACUAGGCAUGAAAAACUACAUUGCGGUAAUAUAAGCUUCCUAUUGCUUUCAUAGGUCCAAACUCAUAGAUUUACAUCAGGAUGCUUCAUAGAUUAUGUGAUGGUAAAGUUUUUGCUUUGCAAUAUUGUUAUCUGUGUUGUGUUGCAACCAACUAUGUUUAUGACUGUACUUAGUAGUGAGAUAUUAGGAGUAUCAAAUACUCUUAACCAGUAUUGCUAACAUGUUAAUUACUACUUGUGUCACUACUUUGAUGUUAUGUGUGCCUGAAUCUACUAAGUUCAUUCUAUUACUUCAGUACUAUUGUAUCUUAUCUACAUUUCACCUCAAAGGUUUUGUGUUCUAAGUGCCUCAAUUAUCGGGAUAUGAGCCAGUGGCCCAUUAUAAAAGAGGUACUAUUUGCUUGUGUAUAAUUGUGGUACUUAGGACAUAAACUGACAUGAUUACUGGAACAGCUUACCCCUUGGUGGCAAGCCAACAAAUUAAUGGUGCUCAGAAACAUAAUUAUUAAAAAUUAAUAAUUGUUUGCAAUUGUGUAUGGUUUCAACAUUACAUUCAACUAAAAAAAAACUUCUUAAGAGUAACUUUUUGACCAAUGGUUUGUAGCCUACAAGUUUUGAGGUAACAAUGUAUUAUUGUAUGUGAUUUUUAACUGCCAUUCGUAUAUGUUAACAUUUACUAGUUGUUCUAUUCAGGAACUAAAGAAGUAAUUCAUUAA